CGAGACGACGUGGCAUCGGGGGAAUGAACCAAAUACCCCUGAAAGUGAAACCACGAAAUCAAAAAGAGGCGGGUUUAUCCCGAGCAACUACGCUAAUGGGGAGUUCCAAGGAGGAUUCGGCCAACGGUGCCGACAAUUCCGCAGCCAAUCGCCGUCGCGCUGAUUCUAAUUCCAAGCUCUUCUCCGAUGGCGAGAAAGUUCUCGCCUAUCAUGGCCCUCGUAUCUACGAAGCCAAGGUUCAAAAAUCUGAGAUUCGGAAGAAUGAGUGGAAAUAUUUCGUUCAUUACCUUGGUUGGAGUAAAACUUGGGAUGAAUGGGUAGGUGUUGAUCGCCUGAUGAAAAACACUGAAGAAAACAUCCUUAAACAACAAGCCCUUGACAAAAAACAGGGCGUUGACCGAAAUUCAAAGUCAGGAAAGUCAACCCAAACUAAGCCAAAAGUAUCAAGUGGUAUGUUCCCAUUUCCCUCAACUUAUCACACAUCAUUUCUUGUAUGUGUACUUAUUGUUUCCUAUUAUUUGAACGUUAUUAUUAUAGGGGCAAAAGGGAAGAAACGAAAGAAUGAUUCAAGCACUGAGAAGGAGAAUGCAAGUGUUGAAAACCUUAUAAACAUUCAAAUUCCAUCAGCUUUAAAGAAGCAACUUGUGGAUGAUUGGGAAUUUGUGAAUGAGCAGGAUAAGCUUGUUGAACUUCCGCGUUCUCCAAAUAUUGAUGAUAUAUUUGAAAAAUACCUUGAAUACAGAUCAAAGAAAGAUGGCAUGAUGACAGAUUCAGUUGGAGUUGGAGAGAUUUUGAAGGGAUUAAGGUGUUACUUUGACAGGGCUUUGCCUAUUAUUCUUUUAUAUAAUAAAGAACGCCACCAGUAUCAUGAAGCAGUUGCAGAUGAUGUUUCUCCUUCAACCAUAUAUGGUGCUGAACAUCUACUCCGCCUCUUUGUUAAAUUGCCCGAUCUAUUGCCAUACGUGAAUAUAGAAGAGGAUCUUGUUACGCGCUUGCACCAAAAAUUUGUCGACUUUCUCAAGUUUUUACAAAAGAACCGAAACUCUUUCUUCGUUUCUUCAUAUGAUGGCUCAAAAGUUUCUGAUUAAUUAAUUGUACAUCUAUCAAACCCCAACCCUGGUUAUGAUUAUUUAACUUAACCAUGUGUUGUAGAAUUAGUAUUUAAUUAUUAUUGGCUCUUUUCUUUUGUGUACUGAAUUUUUUAA
Lactuca sativa (garden lettuce) is the source of this 1205-nucleotide messenger RNA. Its product is annotated as protein MRG1. Gene Ontology annotation, biological process: chromatin organization; regulation of DNA-templated transcription. Gene Ontology annotation, cellular component: nucleus; histone acetyltransferase complex. NCBI's taxonomy places the organism in Eukaryota, Viridiplantae, Streptophyta, Magnoliopsida, Asterales, Asteraceae. The record is from RefSeq and is a predicted model, not a curated record.